AUGCAAGACCAAGACGAAAUCAGACCCACUUCUUCCCCUGGGCCAAACUCCCCCAACAAACGUAUCGUCGAGUUGGCGAAUGUUCUAUAUCAAGUUCUGUAUCAGCACAAUCCUGAAAUUGUAGAAGGCAUUGAAGGGCUUAUCGAAUAUUUUGUGGAAGAAGUGUGGAAACAAGGAUUAAUACAGCAAUUGAGGAUGAAAGAAGAUGAAAAGACUAGACUAGCAGAUGAUGAGAUUGCAUCGAGAGUAUGCGAUAUAGUUAAAGACGAUUUUCUCACUUUCAGCAUUUGUGAAAGUGAAAAACAUUGUCUGGAAAUGUGUAACGAAAUUACAAAACAGCACAUGCGUACUCUGUCACCGUCACAUGCCACUCACUUUCCAUCACUUGAUCCCGAAGAAAACUCACAAGAAGGUCCUCAGAAAAAAGCUUUUCACGAAAACAGAGGUCAAUACACGUGGAGUAAUGAUUUGUCGACAGUGCCAUUCCGCUUGUCACCGAUUAAUCCCUCAUGA
Paraglomus brasilianum is the source of this 513-nucleotide messenger RNA. The record is from the annotation of a GenBank genome assembly. Lineage: Eukaryota; Fungi; Glomeromycota; Glomeromycetes; Paraglomerales; Paraglomeraceae.